Messenger RNA from Suillus clintonianus, 1057 nucleotides. RefSeq lists its product as uncharacterized. NCBI's taxonomy places the organism in Eukaryota, Fungi, Basidiomycota, Agaricomycetes, Boletales, Suillaceae. The record is from RefSeq and is a predicted model, not a curated record. The transcript is spliced from 3 exons. Bases 240 to 974 code for a protein of 244 amino acids.
UGCUAGCGGGAAAAACCUAUAUGCAAGGCGACUGUCUUAUACCUGGCGAUGCGGCGCUGGCCGCUGGGGUGCCGUGGCGUCUCGUCAUUUGUUGGCCGAUAUCCCGAGCCUCAUCUCCGUGAAUCCGGCAUUCAUCGGAAGGAUGUAGUCAGCAGCUUUAGUCUUCGCGCUAUCAUCGCUCAGUCGCCCCGCUAAACUGCUUACAGUCAGUUGCGGUAUAUAUAUUUCACUCACGCGAUAUGAUGUGGCAUUUUCCCUCCCCCGUGCAAGCCGCACGUUCCAGUAACCCUGAAUGCCUAUCGAUGGAUGUUCGGAAAGUUAUCCUGAGGACAGCCAGUAUGCUGUUGUCUAGUAUCGGACUUCUCCUGAGUCUACUAGCUAUUUUCAUUCGAACACUAGUACCAUCCGCCUUUCUGUCACCCAAACCACCCCCAGAAGCGGCUGGAAAUACAUCAAGGCCAAUAGCUCGUCGCUUGAAGCGAUCCAUUUCCAUCUCACUUACUUCAUCUUCUCCGCAAUCGACCAAGUCAAACAACAUCAUGCACAGUAGCAUGGUUGUACCACGACGUCAUACGUUUGUGGAUGAACUAACUCCUCCGGUGCCUGCAACGGAAUCGCAUACCCAACGGUCUAAUCCCGUUCGAGUCUCAGAAGCCCACAAAAUACGCAAGAGACACACGUUUUCGGUCUCCCUGUCUUCCGAUGCGUGUCGGAUAAUAGCUUCGCCGAAGCAAACCACACUGCGCCUCAAAGGCAGAAAUUCUAUAGGGUCAUUUUGUCGUCCUCUGAAAAAUCCGAACCACACUUCAGACCCACCAUUGCGAACACAGCCUUACGCAGCACCAUACUUCUUUCCAGCACCUGGGACACCAGAAGCCAUUGACUAUGUGACGAAGACACGAGAAGAGCUGCGGCCUUCCGGAUUCACGCACGAUUUUAUUUGCAAGAGGAAUAAGAGAUCAUCUGAAGGUUGAUAGUGGUUACGGAUAUGAGUGUAGCAGUAGGGUGACAGAUAAGAUAAGAUAAUGAAUUGUAUCGAAUUGGCCGCUCCGGAGAU